Messenger RNA from Spinacia oleracea (spinach), 1024 nucleotides. RefSeq names its product 23 kDa jasmonate-induced protein. The record is from RefSeq and is a predicted model, not a curated record. The coding region runs from base 77 to 709 and encodes 210 amino acids. Lineage: Eukaryota; Viridiplantae; Streptophyta; Magnoliopsida; Caryophyllales; Amaranthaceae. The transcript has 2 exons.
AGACAAGAAAGCCACAGAGAGAUUUCAACACCACCAAUCCCAACACCCAACCCCAAAAGAAAAGCAAGGGAAAAAAAUGGCAAAUUCCUUUGGUCAAGUGGUUGAUAAUGACAAGUUAGAUGAGAUGCCUAGGUAUGUAGGCAAAGCCAAAAGCCAGGAAGAUAGAGCAAGAGAAGCAAUGAAUCUGACGAAUGAGUAUGACAAGAAUGGAAAGGCAAGAAAAUAUGUAGAGGGAGUUAAGGCAGACUAUGGUAAUGGAGCCUCCACGUUGUGCAUGGUUUACAACGCUACUGGAGAAACUCUAUACUACUCCACCACUAGAGAUUGGUAUGGCUACAUUGGUCGGACACCUUACCCUUUCGAGAUUGGGAACGGCCAAUGGGCGUCCUUCCUUCAUGUCCACCAGACUAGUGCCUCCUCCGGAUCGGAGGCGGCAUUGGUCUUCCGUGGUAAAAACAAAACUGGACAAUCCCGCGACUUUCUCGUCGCUUGGGAUACCCCCUGGUCCUCCUUUUCCAAAAACAAGGCUUACAGUGAUGUUGGUGCCGUUGGGAGUUUCAAUAGCAGGUGGAAUGCUGUAAAGGAUAAAUUGGAGAAUAGCCAGUAUACACAAGAGACCAACAAAGAUGGAGUUAUCAUAGAGGUUUCUACUGCUUCCGGCACAUCUCCGUUAUUCACAGCCAAAAUUAUAACCCCUUACCGUCCAUGAAUUAUACAGGCGCUGCAGCGCGUUUGACUAUUGUAAUAAGAUGGGAAGAGAAAAAUGAGGGAUUUUGGUUCAGUCGGGUUCUUCCGCUUCGGGUUCCCACUUAAUUUGUGUUAUGUACUUCGUAUAUGUCUUUGAAAUAAACCGUACUCCAUACUUGAAUUGCCGCCUCAACGUGUUGCCUAAAUUAUGUAUGUUAUUUUCGUAAUAUUCACUCAGUCCCAAAAUUAUAAGUCUAAUUUGUAUUUUUUAUUUUGGGUUUCUCAAACUUAUAAUCAUAUCUUUUUAUUUGAAUAUUAUUUUUCCCACUUUUUCAUA